Molecule: messenger RNA, 6603 nt
Organism: Fragaria vesca subsp. vesca
Lineage: Eukaryota; Viridiplantae; Streptophyta; Magnoliopsida; Rosales; Rosaceae
Exons: 19
Coding region: 82-6603 (2173 amino acids)
Source: RefSeq, a predicted model, not a curated record
AAAACACACAAAACACAAUCAAUUUCCACAUCGAGAAGAAGAAGAAUCGCCCAAUUUCGCAAUCUGGGCACAUGUUUAGAAAUGGAUUUCUUCGCGAUGAAGAGGAAGCAACUGCAAGCGCUGUGCAAAGAGCAUGGGAUUCGUGCCAAUUUGAAGAACACCGAAAUGGCCGAAAGGCUUACCUUGCUUUUCAAUGAAGAUGAGAAAUCCAUGACUGAUGUUGAACUGGUGGAGAAGCAGUUGGAUGCAACUGAAAUGGUGACUGGUUUUGUCGAAAGUCCCAAGGUUAAGAAAGUGAAGUUCAGUCCUAACAAUGAGACCUUUUACUUUGUGGCUACUGACAAGGACUCGGACUCCGAUUGUGAUUACAGUCCGAAGAAGAAGUCUAGGGGGGAGAAGGCUUUAGGAAAGAAGGAAGUUAUUGCAGGAGAAGUCGAAGUAGUGGAGAUCAAGGACAUUCCUGUUCGUGUUUUGAGAUCUCGAAAGCAAAAGGUGGUUUCAGGAGCUGUUGAGUCGAUUGUUUCGCCUCGUCAAGUGAUGAGUGGUGUUGAAAAUGUUGAUGGGAAAGGUAUCAAACCUGUUAAAUUUCAGAAGGAAAGUAAUGCAAUUGUGCUUCGCAAGGGAAAGGUGAUUGUAAGAGAUGAUGCCAGAAAGAGAACAAGGAACGAGAAUUCAGAAGGAGCUUCCCAAGUGGUGCCGAGUGUAGAAGCAGCGGUAGAAAAUGAAGUUAUCUUACCUAAACCUCCUUUAAGGAGGUCCAAACGAAAAACCACAUUGUUUUCACCUGUGGCUGGUGCUGAGAAGGAGUUGGGAAUUUCUGAAGCUGUUGAAACUGUGAAACUAGGAAGAGAGCCGGUUACUAGAAAGGAUGCUGCUAAACCUGGAAGGAGGUCUAACAGGAUUGCUUGUAAAAAGCUAUCAGCAGAAACCAGUGAUGACAUGAUUGCAACUGCUGUGGAAAUGGAUGGGCUUAUAAAAGAAAAUCAAGAGCCAUCGCUGUUAGAGGGGAGUUCAUUAGUUGUGUAUGAGUCAUUAGAUAGAUCUACUGUGCUGCAGAUUGGCAAGGAAGUGGAAAGAGAUGUUGCUAGAAAACGACCAAGGAAUAAAGACUUUGGAGGGAAUUCCAAAGUUGAGCCAAGUCUGGAAAAUGAAGUACUUCCACCCAAGAGUCAUUCAAGGAGAUCUAACAGCAGGACUGCAUCAUUGACAGAAUUAAGUAUGCCACUUGAAGAAUCAAAGAUAGAUGUUGGAUCGGAAGUACAACCUGUAGGAAAUGGAAAUAAAACUGGUUGUUGUUUUAACAAAGAAGCUGUAGAAAAGUCAAGAAAGAAGAGGAAGGGAUCAAGGAAGAAGAUAGACUCAACCACAAAGGAUCAUCCUGAUAGUUUUGCAAUAUCUACUGUAUAUUCGGACUUUGAGAAAAGGACGGAUAUUUUGGCUCAUCUGAAUGAAAAUCAGCUUGUGGAAUCUGUGAACUUUCAGGGGACCUCUAUGUUCCAUAAGGAACAUAAUGCUAUACAACCCGUUAUUAAUCAUAUGGAAAGUGCUGCUUUAGAAGAUGCCUUCUUCAGCAAGUCCUCAAUCUACAGUAACUCUGCUGUGGGUGUUAUGGAGGAUACUGAUCAAGAAAACACAGUUGAACAAAACCCACUAGCAUCUCCGGAUAAGCUCAGCAAUGUGGUGGUUUCCUCUAAGUUUGCAUGUGUACGUCAUGUUCGAUCAAUGACCUAUGGACCAGUAUGUGAAGGUCAAACUUCCAACUUUUUGGACUUGAAUGGAGAAUCUGAAACAGAAGAGUUGGUUGUUAAAUCCAUAAGUCGAAUAGGUGGUGUGCUGGAUAAUCAAUUGGCAAAUGGUGUCAAAGGUAAUGUUUCCGAGGAUCAGAAAUCAAUUGGCACAACAGUAAUGGUUCAAGUUAAGAUGGAGUCUAGAAAACCUGCUGAAGCUGCUGCAGAGACAAUUGGAGAAAUGCAUCUGGAUAUAACUGUCCCCAGUGAUACUACUCUAAGUCCAUUAGAUGCUUCAGCGGUAAAGAAAGCUGAUGGUGAUGCCCAAAACUCAUCUACCUCUGGGGUCUCUUGUACCAAUGGUGAAUAUGAACAAGGGGUUGCUGAACUAGAUGUAGGUGAAAAUUCUGAUGGGCAUGUGGAGAUUAUGCACAGUGAGAAUGCAAUGGAUGAUGGGGAUGGCAAAGAAAUAUUUGAAAACUGUGAUCAACAUGGCGAGCAGUCUAUUUUGGAAGGUAAUGAAAGAUUAAAAGAGGAAAACAUUGUAUCUGCUAUGAUACAAGAGUAUGUAGAUAGUGAGAAAGAUAGGAAUGACCAUUUAGAGGUCAAGAGUUCUAAUAUAUCCAUCCAUAAAGAAAUGUUUUCUGAGACUGCUGAAAAUCAGAGAGCAUGUGAAGUUACAGAACUUGAAUCACAAGAUGAAAUUAAUUUUGGAAGUCCUAAGAACUGCAAACAAAUAUCCUCCGAGCUGGAAAAAUGUGCUUCUGCAGCUUCGAGUGACUCCAUAUCUAGGGAUGACAAAACUGCAAAAAGGAUGGCAUAUGCAUGGAAAUUGGGUGAAAAUUCAAGUUCCAAGGUUAUCCGAGGAGGAGAAAGCCUUUCCUUUUCCAUCUGCUCUGAUGACCAUACACACAAGAAUGAUGCAGCAGACAUAACUGGUCCAGGACGCAUGGAAAUUAGAAAGGAGAAUACUGUGGAUGACGAAAUGGUUGAGGAAAAACCAAUUAGGAGCAAAUCAGAUGGUUGGAAGGAUCCAGAAAGGAAGAAUAUGCAUAUGCUAGUUGGUGACAAUGAUGGCACGGAUAGUUUUGGAAUGCUGGAAGAAGUCUCACGGGAGAAGGUUGACGAAGGUCUAGAUACUGGCAUAUACGGAUCUGAGGAAGAAACCCACACACUACAUUCCAAAGACACUGAGGAAGUACAUGAUCUCCAUAAUAUAGGUACUUCGGCUAACUGUUCUGCUGAUUCCACUGAAUCCUCUAUGCUAAAACCUGAAAUGGGUGUUGAUUUUUCAACUGAUUCUCCAGUUACUGCUUCUGAUCUUGAAAACAAAGUCUUGGAAUUAGAGGCUGCCUCACCCAUAUUGAAUAAUUCUGUGAUGAACGGAGUUUUCAGAGAUGACCAAACUUCUGGACUCAACAAAUCAGGCCCUGAGAUGUCGAAAGGCAAUUCAAAGAGUGAAUAUAUUGAGGAUGUGAAAUGUGAUGACACAUUUGAAGAAAACCCUAUAGCAUCUCCAUGUACACUUAGCAGUAUGAUGGUUUCUUCUAAUAUUGCAUGUGUACAUGAUGUUCGGUCAUUCACCUAUCAACCAGAAUGUGAAGGUCAAACUUCCAACUUAGUGGACUUGAAUGAAGGAUCAAAAACAGAAGAUUCAGUGAUUGUUAAAUCCAUAAGUCGAAGAUGUGCUGUGCUGGAUGAUCAAUUGGCAAGCGGCGUCACAGCUGGUGUUUCCGAGGAUCAGAAAUUAAUUGACCAAAUAGUAAUGGUUCAAGUUGAUAUGGAGUCUAAAAAACCUACUGAAGCUGCUGCUGAGGCAGUUGGAGAAAUUCAUCUGGGUACCGUUCCCAGUGAUACUAUUCUAACUCGAUUAGAUUCUUCACCGGUAGACCAAGUUGGGAAUGAGUUUCAAGUUGAUUGUGCUCUUGCUGGAGGAAUAAAUAUGAAUAUUGGAACAAAAUUCUCUCCUACAUGUGUGUCUGAAGUUCCUGAUGAAACAACAUUUUCCUGGGACAAACAGACACUAGGUAAUCGUGAUAGUACAAAAGAAGUUAUGCGAGCAGAUAAUGAAUCCGUUAAGGCAUUAGAUAGAUCCCAAAUGAUACCUAUUGUUACUCAAGAGGUUGUUUAUCAUACUGGAAGAAACUCAGAGUUUGAUGAUAGUGUAAUGCUGGAUUCACAUAAUAUAGAUGGUCAGGUUGCUAAAGUUAAAUUUCCAGAAAUCUCAGGUGUUACUGAAGACAGUGAAGAGAAGUAUGAGAAUGAAUCCGCUUAUGAUGGGGCGACAAAAGAAGUUGUGUCAGCAGAUAAUGAACCUUUUGAGGAAUUAGAUAUUGAUCGAACAUUACCUCCUGUUUUGGAAGAGGUAAUUGAGUGUAUUGAAAAAAGCUCAAAUUUGGACGAGAGUGUCUCUCCUGAUUUACAGAAUGCAGAUGGUCAGGUUGCUGAGGACGAAUUCUUGAAUGAAAACUUUGGCAAUGCCAACAGAGAAAGUGAAGAGAAGAGUGAUGCAUUUGAUAUUGUUCAAAUGUUACAACCUGCUGUUGAGGUUGAAAAAGGCUCAAACUCGGAUGAUAGUGUCCUUCCUGAUUUACCGAACACAGAUGGCCAGGUUGCUGAGAAUAAAUUCUUGAAUGAAAUUUUUGUUAAUGCCCCUGAAGAAAUUGAAGAGAAAUAUGAGCCUAAAUCCUCAAAUAGCGAUAGAAGUCCAAUCACCAUAGCCAAAAGGAUAAUGGAUGAACUUGAGCGUGGCACAAUGCCUGUAGUUUUAAAAUCUAAUGGUGAUGCCCAACACUCAUCUUCCUGCGGGGUCUCUUAUAGCAAUGAUGAAUACGAACAAGGAGAUCUAAACUGCAGCGAGGGUGACAAAAACAAUCUGAAAGAAAAGGAGAUUGUUGUUGAGGAUCUAGGCAAGGAUCCUGAAAGGAUGAAUCUGCAUAUGCCAGUUGGUGACAAUGCUAGAACAGAUGGUUUCGGAAUGCUGGAAAGUCUUUCAGGUGAGAAUGUUGAUGAAGGUCCAGAUACUGGAGUAUGUGGUUGCGAGGAAGAAAACCACAUACUAAUUUCCGAAGAGACUGAGGAAAUACUUGAUCUCCAUAAUAUUGGUAGUUUGGUCACUUGUUCUGCUGAUUCCACCAAACCCUCUAUGCUAAAACCAGAAGUGGGUGAUGAUUGUCCUACUGACUCUCCAGUUACUACUAAUCAUGUUAAAUGCUCCUUGCAUGAAGAAAACGAAUCCUUGGAAUUAGAGGCUGUCUCACCCAUAUCGAACAGUUUUGGGAUGAAAGGACUUCUCAGAGAUGACCAAACUUCUGGCUUCAAGAAAUCAGGCCUGGAGAUGUCCAAAAGCAAUUCAAAGAGUGAAUAUAUUGAGGAUUUGAAGAAUACAAAAGAACGCAUUGAUAAUUCACAAGAUGUUAUAGAGGAACUUUAUCAUCAGGAGCAUAAAGUGAUGGGGCAAGUAGUGGAGCCGAAAUUCACUCAGGAAAUGAGUAAUCAGUGCCACAUUGGUUCUGCUUUAAUGGAUACUAAUGUUUGUAUUCCAAGUAUUUGGGAUGACUCAGAAGUCAAACCAUGCACUGAUAACACUUGUGCCAAACCUCAAAAGUGUUCAGGUGGUGCCAUUGCCUCAGUGUUUAAUGUUUUUCCAUCUCUUGGAGAUCUAUGUGGAUUAAAAGCGUUUAGUAAGGCUGACAGUGAAAAUGCUAAAGAGAAGGUGUUGACUAAUGCUUGUUCAGUAGGUCAACCAGCAGAAAAUUUGAGAGUUUCAGAAGACCUAGAAGCUCAUACUACGAUUGGUAAUGUAAUGUUGAUAAAGCAGGAAGCAGAUGCAAAUUCUCUGCUAUCAUUUGGUAAUGUAGGUCCCAACAUAGUGUCUCCAGAAGUGGUUGAGUCUUCGAAAAACAAUAUGGCUGCUCAAUUUGCUGGUUUUGAGGUUUCAAAUCUGAGAUCAAAUGAAGCAUCAAGUUCCAAGGGUUCUACUUUAGAUGACCAGAUUAAAUGCAAUCUUGGUAAUGAUGUACUGGUUUAUGGCAAUAAAGACAACAAUGUAGCAGACAAAGUAAACACUGGAAGUAUUGAAGCAAUAACUGGUAUCAAGAAUGUCAGUGAUGGGGUUAAGUCGGUUGAGAUAACCGCACAAAGAUUGGAUGGUGACGGCCUGUCAGGCGAACGAAACUCUGCAUAUGUCAAAUCAUUUUUUGAUAUUUCUCGUAGCAGGACAGAAAGUGAUUCUCCUCUCUCAUUGCAAAAUGUUUCACUUUCUUGUGGUGUUUUUGAAAAGAGGCAUCUGUCUGUGCAAGGAGGUUAUGACUCUAUAGGCUUGAAGCCAGGAAGAGUCUCAAGCUUGAAGUUCGAAGAUGCAGGCAAAGAUGGUAUUAUUGAUACCUCGGUUUCUGGUUUAAGGCAUGAUCAAACAGAAAUUAUUGCCAUGGAGAAUAUAGGCUCGCCUUUAGUCAACAGUCUUGGGAUGAAUUGGAUUUUUGGAGAUGAAGUUCACAAUUCGGAUCCAGAGAUGUCAAACGCCACUUCAAGUAGUGAAGAUGUUAAGAUAGGGAAUGGAGGUGUAGCUAGUCCACAAGUUGGUGCAGGGGAAGAAGUUGUGAAGCUGAAAUCUACUCAGGAAUUGGAACUGGAUUCAAUCAAAGGAAGAGCUCUAGAGGCAGAUUUGAAGAUAAGUAUUGGUGUUUCUACUACACCUAUUCGGAAGAAGAAGACGCAGAGAGAUAUUUUUAUCCCUAAAACUCCAAAGAAUCUUAUCGAUAGGUCUGAUAUGAAGGAAAAUUUCAAUGCCAGAAAGAGUGAGCAAGUAACAAACAUCACUUCAGGGAAACCUCUGAAUAACAGGCGAGCAUUGGAGGAUCUCCAAAACAAGUAA